UUUGGAUCUCAUUUAAAGAUGAAACUAUCUGAAGUUAAAACCCUAGGCUCCUCGUCUUCAUAUCAACUUGAAUUGAAAAACCUCAUCUUCUUCCUCGGAGCCGUCGGUCGCGUUGCAGAAGUUGCCGGAAAAUCAUCAGUCAUGAUGGAAAUACGAACUCCCAAGACCCACAAAGCCAAGCGUGUCCUCGAAAAGCGAGCUCCUAAGCUGGUUGAGAAUGGGAAGAAGACACUGAUACUUCAUGGAACAAAGACGAGCGCUACAGUUAGCUCUGUCUUGAUGGAGCUGUACCGUCUUAAGAAGGGAGGUGCCAUCAAGUACUCGAGGAGGAAUGAGAACAUUAGGCCAUUUGAGAGUGGAGGUGAAACCUCAUUAGAGUUCUUCUCUCUCAAAACCGAUUGUAGCAUCUUUGUGUAUGGCUCUCACACAAAGAAAAGGCCUGACAAUCUAGUGCUCGGAAGAAUGUAUGAUCACCAUGUCUAUGAUCUAAUUGAAGUUGGGAUUGAGAACUUCAAAUCUCUGCUAUCGUUUUCCUACGACAAGAAGAUAGCACCUCAUGAAGGAUCAAAGCCUUUUAUUUGCUUUACUGGAGAAGGUUUUGAGAAUGUACCCGAGCUCAAGCAGCUUAAAGAAGUCCUCACUGAUCUGUUUCGAGGCGAGGUUGUGGAGAAUCUAAAUCUUACGGGACUAGACCGUGCUUACAUAUGCACAGCGGUAUCACCAACUAAGGUUUUCCUUACUCACUGCGCUAUUAAGCUAAAAAAGUCAGGGACCAUCGUGCCUCGGAUAGAGCUUGUCGAAGUAGGUCCGUCCAUGGACUUGGUUAUCCGUCGUAACCGUCUUCCCAACGAAGGCCUAAGGAAAGAAGCUAUGAAAUCAUCUAAAGAUAAGCCCAAGAAGAAGGUGAAGAAUGUUGAUCAAGAUGAUGUGCUAGGGAAGUUAGGGAGGGUUUAUAUUCCUGAGCAGGAGGUCGGGAAAAUUCCAUUGCCGGAUAAAUCCAAGGGAGUGAAGAGAGAGCGAAGGGAGGGUAAAGUGAAGAAGAAUAAGGAAGAAGGGUCUGCUUCCAAAAAGCUAAAAGAGUCUGAGUAACUCACUACUACCCACUGCAUCAAACGACAGUUUCUUCAUGAGAAUCUAUUUCUAAAUGUUUUAUUAUACGCUUAUAUUAAUCGAGAUAGUUUUGUUUUGGUAAGUUGCCGCAGCCAAAGAAAGAGUAUUAUUAUUAUUAAGAGUUGAAACACACAUUUUUUUUUCUCUUUGAUUACUACAAUAGAAAUUGAAUUUUGUCUUUGGUAAAGGGAAUGUAUGUAUCGAACUUCAACUAAUCUUUGAACAAGAUAGUUUUCAUAACUAA
Brassica rapa (field mustard) is the source of this 1354-nucleotide messenger RNA. Its product is annotated as ribosome production factor 2 homolog. Gene Ontology annotation, biological process: ribosomal large subunit assembly; maturation of LSU-rRNA from tricistronic rRNA transcript (SSU-rRNA, 5.8S rRNA, LSU-rRNA). Lineage: Eukaryota; Viridiplantae; Streptophyta; Magnoliopsida; Brassicales; Brassicaceae. Gene Ontology annotation, cellular component: nucleolus. The record is from RefSeq and is a predicted model, not a curated record. Gene Ontology annotation, molecular function: rRNA binding.